Molecule: messenger RNA, 6051 nt
Organism: Chelmon rostratus (copperband butterflyfish)
Lineage: Eukaryota; Metazoa; Chordata; Actinopteri; Chaetodontiformes; Chaetodontidae
Gene: scarf2
Product: scavenger receptor class F, member 2
Exons: 11
Coding region: 579-3428 (949 amino acids)
Molecular function (GO): scavenger receptor activity
Source: RefSeq, a predicted model, not a curated record
AUCAGGAAUUUCCCUCCUGCCACUCCUGAGAGCGCAAGACAGGACAAAAGUUACGGAUUAAGCGCUUCUCCUCUGAGAGGAAAAAGCGAAAGGCAGCUAAUUUGCCGUCAUCUUUUGUCAAGGCUUUCAUCAAUCUGCACGUUUGUAGAUGCAUUGAGGACGUUAUUUUUUGGGGGGAAGUUUGUGUUUUUCACGAUGAGCCUGGACCCAUCAGCUUUGCAUGAUGGCCUCAUCUAGAAACUUUGACGGAAUAAGCGGCGCACUGCAGGAGAACAGCGUUUACCGAGAAUACUGUGAUUUGGCUUUAUGACUUUUUUUUUUCAGCUGCUCGGUUGGGAUUGCUGUCGCUGGUCACUUUUUCGCUGCUGAGUUUCUCGAUGGCGUAGGUGGUGGCGAGAGUUUUUAAAUCACCCCUUUUGGAAAGAAGGAUUUGAUACCUCUAAUGCAGAUACGUCUGGAUUAUGUGCGAAAAAGCAAAUCGGAGUGUUUAAAAUCCAGUGAGAGGUCUUCAUCAACACCUUUGGAGGAGGGAAAUGCGGAGUAAAAACGGCGUCUAGAAGGAUGCUGCUGCUUGUACAAUGGAAGUGAAGAACUCUUUUGCUGUUGUUGCGGUGGUUUGUCUCUUCUUUUGGUCCAGUUUCAGCCAAGAACUCAACCCUAAAGGCAAGAAUGUAUGCAAAGCGCCUGGAUCAUCAGGAUUUGUAUGCUGCAGUGGAUGGGGGCAGCUAGGGGAUGAAUGCCUGACACCUCUCUGUGAAGGCAACUUCACCUGCAAGGAAAAUGAGGUGUGUGUCAGGCCGAAUGAAUGUCGCUGUCGUCAUGGAUACUUUGGAGCUAGCUGUGACACUAAGUGCCCUGCCCAGUUCUGGGGCCCUGACUGCAAAGGGAAAUGCAACUGUUACCCCAAUGGCCAGUGUGAUGACUUGACCGGCGAGUGUACCUGCAACCACAAUCGUUGGGGACCUAACUGCGAGAAUGCUUGCUUAUGCCAAAAGGGCAAGUGUGACCAAGAGACAGGCAAAUGCACAUGUCAUCCUGGCGUCUGGGGUCCCCAGUGCAACAACAACUGCUACUGCAGCAUCAAUUCUGUUUGCGACGCAAUGACAGGGCGAUGCCUGUGCAAUCCUGGUUGGACUGGGAGGAACUGUGCAAUCCAAUGUAACUGUAACAAUUCACCAUGCGACCAGUUCACGGGACGCUGCCAGUGCCGGGAGAGGAUGUGGGGUCCGCGGUGUGAACGGUACUGCCAGUGCGUCCAUGGCAAGUGCAACCAGGUGGACGGCACAUGUACCUGCACACCAGGGUACCGUGGGAAGUUCUGCAGGGAGCCAUGUCCUGCCGGGUUCUAUGGUCAAAACUGCAGGAACAGGUGUGGGCACUGCAAGGGCCAGCAGCCCUGUAAGGUGACAGAGGGACGCUGCAUCACGUGUGACAGAGGCUGGAAUGGAACGCGGUGUGACCAGCUCUGCUCCAAAGGCUUCUUUGGCGAAAACUGCCAGGAAGUGUGUCCCACUUGCAAAGAUGGUCACCACUGCGACACGGUUCAUGGCAAGUGCUCUCACUGUAACCCUGGCUGGAUUGGGGACAGGUGUGAGGUACGCUGUCCCAAUGGCACAUAUGGUGAGAACUGUGAAAACAACUGCAGUCACUGUUUUAAUGGCAUCUGUCAUGUUGUCACCGGAGACUGCUUGUGUGACCCGGGGUUUUAUGGCACCUACUGCAAUAUGACCUGUCAGCCUGGCCAGUAUGGAGUGAACUGCAACCGAACCUGCUCUUGCCAUGACAAGAACUGUGAUCCUGUGUCUGGCGCUUGCUACCUACAGCCCAACCAGCGGAUGGGUGUGAUUGCGGCUGGAACUCUGGUCUCCUUUUUACUGAUUGUCCUGCUCUCGCUGCUGUGCUGCUGCUGCCUCUGUCGACACAAAGACGACCACAACAAAAAAGCCAAGCGUAUCCUGUGUGGACGAUUCAGCCGAAUCAGCACUAAACUUCCUCGUAUUCCACUGAGGCGACAGAAACUGCCCAAAGUAGUCGUAGCCCACCACGACCCAGAGAACACCUUCAACUGCAGCUUCAUCGAGCCCCCCUCAGUGGCCGAGCAGCCCUCCCCCUCCUCCUGGUCGUCCCAGGAGUCUUUCUCUUCCUUUGAGAGUGGAGACGAGGGGCCAGUUUACUGUGUGCCCCAUGAAGAAUCUGUGAAUGAAAGCAAAGAGAAGCACAGCCCCAGCCCAGCAACGGAGAAGCCAGAACCAGUCCUAAAUGAGGAUGAUGCAGGGGAGUACACCUCCCUGAAAGACACCAGUGUCACAAAGCCAGAAGGCAGUGAGCAGCCCCUGCUGAAAUCCUCUGACAGUGAAGGCUCCACCAGUGGCUCUGAAUCCACUACUGCAGCCCUCUACGCCCGCAUCGCCCGCCUCUCCAAGCAGUCCAAGGAGGAGGAUGGCAGCGGCAAGGAUGCGGAUGGCACUCCCACACCAGAAGCUAAGCGCAAUGGAAAGCCACCUCCUUCACCUGGUAAGCCCAAACCUCGGCCACCAGACCCAUCCACUAAGCCCAAGGUGUCGUGGAUACAUGGAAAUACUACAGGGUCUCCCCAGCUCGAGCAGCAGGGGCAGGGUGGAAUGAAGUCUCUUGCAGUGCCGAAGGAGAAAAAGAGGAGCUCCAGUGAUGGCUCAGCCAAGAGCGAGGAGCGGCAGAAAAUGAAGGAGAAGGGCCGUGAGCAACAGAAGAAACAGGAGGCAAAAGAAGCAGAAGUCAAUGGCUCCCCCAGCAAACACAAACCUCUGCGAGGUAAGAAGUCUGGGGAUGAGCACAGCAGUCCCAGUCACAUGGAGCACAUCAAUGGUGUGGUUCAGAAUGCCCUCAAGAAGAUAAGUAGCUUCCACAGCUCCUCAUCUGAGAAGAAGAGUGCUGACAGUCCAAAGGAGACCCCCAAGGAGCCACCCAAGAGCCCCAAGGUCAUCCACCCUCAUAUGAACUCUGAGGCUGCCACACUCCUCGCAGCUCAGCUUAAGGAGAAAACACAAAGCAUCAACAGGAACGAGGGAACAGGUCUGACAAAAACCAAUGGUCUCUCCACACCCAAGGGAAACCGUGAGAAGCCAACACCUCCACAGAAAGCCAAGAGGACCCCGUCCAGUGGAUUGAGCCAGCAGAGCUCCACCAAGCCCCUGCUGCCUACCUCGAGCAGCCUCCAGAAGAUGGUGGCACCCAUCACCUACGACCUCGGGACCCCUGAAGCCAAGAGCCCGGAGAAGCAGGACUUGAACGGCUCAAAGGCAGGGGACCCAAUGUUGGAUCCUACACCAAAGAAGACUCCCAUAAAAAAGCCACCGAGGAAGAAAGGCAAGGAGGGUACUUUGGAUACACCGGAAAGUAAAACACCCCAGCAAAAGACAGCCAUUAUGCCACCACAGGUAGUGAAAUAACUGUUUCUAAAGAAAAAUGGCCAAAGUUUGUGAUGGAUUUCGAAGAGACUAAAAUGGAUUUGCUCGUAUAGUUUUUCAAACGAGGAAUUUUAACAUUUUUCUGUGUGAGUGUGCUGUGACUCCAGGACCAGUCAAGAGUGAGAAAUACUUUUAAAUCAAGGGCACAGUUGAGUCGUAUCGGUGAGUUGUAUGAUAAUGACCUCUAUACACCAUGUUAUUUCAUUUCAAGAAUGCUUCUUCGUUUAACAACUAUGUAUCAAUCUCAAUCCACAACCUGUGGCUUAGCCGGACACAACUGUGACAGCAGUGGUGCACAGACAUAAUCCAUAGUACAUUCAUCUCUAUGCCUCUGCAAUAUGCCCACCACUAUAUUUAUAUAUGGAUUGCUUUUGAGGUAGCUUAACUGUAAUAUGCUAUGCAGUUGUUGGAAAAAUAGCUACUUUUUAUGUACGCUUCCCAAAAGGUACUGAAGGUACUAAAAAUAACAAGAAAAUUAGAUCCUCUAAGGAUUGCAAGCUAUUUUUUGUCUGUUUUGUUUGUUUCUCAUUUCUAAGGACCACCAUGCUCAAAUACAGCUCUAUACCUUAAGCCACCCUAAAUUAGAUAUAAGCCUCAUUCUUUAUGUCAUGGCUAUUCUUUGCAGAAGGGUCUACUAAAUUGUCAGUGACGAGCAACACUUUCACAGUUUUAGUGUGAUUUGUUGAAGAACUUUGUUUUCAACAAACAAAGCACCUUUUUAUUUUCCUCCUUUAUUUUGCCACCAGAGCAAGUUUCAGGUUGAUAUACCACAUUAUUCGGAAGCUUCUCUUUAAGUUUUAACCCUAACCCUUGCCACAUUUAGGACUUAAUUGUCUUCUUUGCUCGUGAGUCACCUUUAAUUCCUCGAUAAGCUUUAGCAUUGGUUUCAAGGUUCUUCUCUAAAGAAAUAUUACAUUUUUAGAUUUUAAGUCCUAGCUCUCUUUUGUCUGUCAGACAUGGUUUGCUGAAACCCAAACAAGCUCUUUGAUCUUUCUGCAAAAAGGGCUGUUUUAAACCUCUUUCAUACUUCUGCUAACACCAAAUCACCAGAAUGUGCUCUUACUGUAAGUUUUAUUCAGUCAGAUAAACCACUAAACCAAAAAUGAAAUCCCAGGCUAUCCUAUGUCCUCACUUAAUGUCACACUUAUAAAUCACUUUAAACUGACUUUUUCUGUGAUACAGCAACAUCUAUAGCUUUCCUAUGCAGUAUUUAAGGAAACAUGCUGCAGGAUGAUAUCCUCCCUGUAAAGCAGAUGCAGUAGUUGUGUUAAAGUAAUGGCUGUUAGUCUCAUUCUGUACAGAUCAGGCUACACAAGGAGAUUCUCCAUGUGUCUUUAUUUGCCCUUUCAGUUUAGUCAAGAAACUAGGUCAAUAAUGCCAUUUGAGCUGUUCUCAUUUCACAUUAAUUUGUUUAUGCCAUCGGGGUAUUGUGUGAAAAAAAUAAUCUUGACAAAAAUGUUUUGUCCCUUAAGGAUCAUGUUAUCUUAAGCUAGUAUAUGAAUGCUGAAGUAAUAGGGUGCUUUAAUUUCAUUGUUUUAGGGUAAGACUAUAAGGCUAAAUGGUACCGUGCCUCAAGUGUUAAAAUGUGCCUCAACUGUGGAUCAGUUUAAGCAAAAGAAGCUAUGUUUGCCUAAAUGCUGUUGCCAACUUUUAUGUCAACUAAAAUAAGUAAACCAAAAAAGGUGGUUGAGAGGGGUACUUAAACUGGACUAGCUUAGUUUGUCAGGAGGAAAAGCUUUUUAUUUCUGUUAUUGGUGGAUCGCUAUUUUGAAAGUAGCACUCAAAACUAGAGUUACGACCAGCAGAUGAUAGGUCUGUAUUGUAUGCGACAAGUUCAUGUGCCAUUGGCCUGUUUUGGGCGGAAGAAUAUUUUCAUUUACAGCUAAUUUGAAAAUUCGUCUUGGUUUUAUGCAUUUUUGUCAAGGUACAACACAUUUCUUUGGUUAUUUUUUCAACAUUUUCUACAUGUAUACAUUGUGUACUUUUUAUUAUCUUUGUAAGCUGUGCUUAUAUGACCUUUUUAAUUCUUCUGUUUUCCUUGGUGUCAAUGAACUGGCUUUCAUGUUGUAUUUGCUUUUUUUGGUAUGUUGCUUAUUUUUGGCUCUGAAGCAAACCUACAGUAUGAGUACUCUCCUCCUGUAAAGUUUACAUUGGCUUUGUAAUUGUUCUCUGUUGAUGUUAUUGUUUGUGUAACACUUAACUGCAUGACGCAGAGUUUAAUUAUAUGGCAUUAAUAGCUGCACAGGAUAAAUGUAAUCUUCUUGUUCCCUCCAGUUGUUAUUAUUGCCUCAAAAAAUAACUCAUACAGAAAGGAUUGUACAAUACUACUAUGAUACCACUGUUGAACCAAUUGCAUAUACAUAAAACCAUAACAUUGUGUAAUUAUGAAGUGGCAAUUUUUAUCUGACUGGCCCAUGCCUGUUUUUAUAGGCUUACAGUGCAUUUUUGUAAAGAAGGGCCUGAAAAGCUGCAAAAAUGUUACCAAAUGUAAGGUAUGUUUUGUCUUUUGUGGUUUGUUUUUAGCAACUUUGAUUUUCAUUUGUGUAUGGUCGUUAAAUUGGUGUUUCCUCAUUUACUUCUUUGGAAUAAAAAAGCAAUACAUGUA